Messenger RNA from Sciurus carolinensis (gray squirrel), 3762 nucleotides. It is a transcript of the gene Znf707, whose product is annotated as zinc finger protein 707. Lineage: Eukaryota; Metazoa; Chordata; Mammalia; Rodentia; Sciuridae. Gene Ontology annotation, molecular function: DNA-binding transcription repressor activity, RNA polymerase II-specific. The transcript is spliced from 5 exons. Bases 265 to 1428 code for a protein of 387 amino acids. Gene Ontology annotation, biological process: negative regulation of transcription by RNA polymerase II. The record is from RefSeq and is a predicted model, not a curated record.
ACUUCCGCUGGGAAGUUGAAGUCAGUGUGGCGCGGCGGUCCUGCGGUCUUGGUUGCUCGCCGCCACCCGCGCUCCAGGCUUGUGUGACGCGGUCCGAUCUUCCCGAGCCGCGCUCCGAACCCCCUGCGCCUUCAGACACGCCGGAGCCCAGGCCCGGAGGGCCGCCGCGCGAGCCCGGCUGCAGAGGGGACGCCGCGCCCGCGCCGCCGUCCGCCGCAAGGCCCCCAGACUGUCUGCUCCGUUAUACCUGUGUUUCCCCAGAGCAUGGCCACUGCGGUUCCCAUGGAUGUGCCCCAGGAGCAGCGAGUCCUGGAGCCCUGCGUGUGUCAGGUGCCAGUGACCUUUGAGGACGUGGCAGUGUGCUUCUCCAGGGAGGAGUGGGAGUGUCUGGGCCCUGGGCAGAGGGCCUUGUAUUGGGAUGUCAUGCUGGACAACUUCAGGAGCUUGGUUGCUUUGGGAUUUUGCGGCCCCAGACCAGAUCUUGUCUCUCACCUGGAACAGUGGGAUGAGCCGUGGGUUGACAAUUGGAAGAGAUCUGAGUUUCGGGAAGCACGGCGGGGUUCCCACCCAGGGUCAAGGAAGCCUGUUGACCACAAGAGACCCUGUGAUCAGCCAGCCUGGGCUCAUGAGAAAACCCGCCUGCGGGGAAGACUCCAGAAAGGGGCUGGCUUGGGGAAGAGCUUCCUCCCGGGGGCGGGUGAUGUGCGGCUUCCCAGGACUUCUCCAGGGAGGAAAGCUGACAAGCCUGCCACUCUCCACGGCCCCACCUGUGGGAAGGCCUGCGGGCAGUGGCCAGGCCUUGGGGAGCCACACAGGAGCCGCACGGAGGAAUCUGCAUUCAUCUGUGGUACAUGCGGGAAGGCGCUGAGCUGUCACAGCCGGCUGGCUGCUCACCAGACAGUACACACAGGAACCAGGUCCUUUGAGUGCUUCCAGUGUGGCCAGACCUUCCGGUGGUGUUCCAACCUCCUGCGCCACCAGAGGAACCACACAAGUGAGAAGCCCUUCAGCUGCGAGCUGUGUGGACAGGCCUUUAGCUUGAAGGACCGUCUGGCGCAGCAUCGCAAAGUCCACACAGAGCACCGGCCCUAUGUGUGUGGUGACUGCGGGAAGGCCUUCAAACAGAAGUCCAACCUCCUCCGGCACCAGCUGGUGCACACUGGGGAGAGGCCUUUCUUCUGCACCGACUGUGGCAAGGCCUUCCGGACCAAGGAGAACCUUAGCCACCACCAGCGCAUUCACAGUGGGGAGAAGCCGUACACCUGUGCUGAGUGUGGGAAGGCCUUCCGGUGGCCCAAGGGGUUCAGCAUCCACCAGAAGCUGCACCUGACCAAGAGGUCCUAUGAGUGUGACCGCUGUGGGAAGGGCUUCCGCCACCUGGGCUUCUUCACUCGGCAUCAGAGGACUCACCGGCGGGGCCAGGUGUAGAGGCCCUGGCCUGGAUGCUCCACCUUUGCUGGGGAAGACCUGUACUCUUUCAGGCACUCUUGAGCCUGGAAGGAAGCCUUCUUGAUUCUCCAAACAACUGUUUGGGGCUCCACAGAGCCCCCGAGAAGUACCACCAGGAAAUGCCAUUGGAAGAAGGGGCUCCAGAGUACACCACGGAGCACCCCAUAUCCAGACCCUGGAGAGGCACCCACGGCUCUCAGCCUGGGAAUUCAAUCCCUGCCCCCACUGUCACUCAUGUGCACUUUAACCUUUCUCUCCUUUACUAUUUGCUCAACUGUCUUCCAUCUCUGCAAGACAGUUUUACAUUUUAUAGAGAAGCGAAGCCUCUUUUGCAACCUCACCACGUGACGUAGAAAUGAGCACCUUUGUUGCAGUGGGAGACAGUUAAAAGGCCAGACCUGUAUUCAAAGCCAGGGUGUGGUUGGCAGAGCACAUGUGGGGCUGUCUGCCCAGUGGCAGCACAGGACUGGUGGGCCGUCCUGCGUCAGUCAGAGCCACAUCCUCAACUCUUCCCCUUUUGUGGCUUCUUUACUUGGACGUUGGGGUUUGGGCAGAGUAGCACUGUCUUGCUUCUAUUUAUUUGAGUUCAUAGGAUGUGACCAGGAAGGCCAUUCCCAGGGUCACGUGGGGGCCUCUGCCCUGGGCAUGUGAAGGAGAACUGGACAUAUCUCCCCAGCCCUGCAUCCACAUGUUGGGACCACAAGUCACAGAGAUGCUGCCAACCUGGACUGUGCUGCUCAGCUCUGGCCCUUGGCUUUCAGGCUCCUUAAUGACCUGACUGCACUGCCCUGUGUCAUGGGCUUUGGCUGUUGGCAGCUCUGUGCAGGUGCCCAGGAGCUGGCUGUGUUGGGGCUGCCUGCCUGGUGGGCAACAGGAGGUCCCUCUGCCCAUACCCUCUCCGUUGGCCAGUGGCUUGGAGCUGGUCAUGCCCCUGGAGCUGGCAAGUGUGGCUGUUUUAAGAGCAGCAUGUGGUGGCCAUGCUUGCUGCAGACCGUCUUCUCAGUUGGUCCUCAGCUUGGGGUGCCUCUGCUUACUUAGGCAGAAACAGUCUGGGCAGCUCCCUACUGCCAGGGCUGAGUGGGGACCAAGCACUUGUCCCUGCUGUAUCUCAGGUUAUCCUAAUGUCUGAUGAGGGGUUUUGCUUUUUAAGAUUCCAGUUAACAGCCAGGUGCAGUGGUGCACAUCCUAACCUCAGCAACUUGGUGAGUCCGAGUCUGAAAAAAUUAAAAGGCAGGGGGUGCACCUUAAUGGUGGAGCUCUUGUGCCUGAUCCCUGGUACCCUAAAAAAAUUCCCAGGUAACAGUUGCUCCUGGACUUGGAAAUGAGGUCACAGGGAGCAGGGUGAAGAGGACCAGCACAGCCCACCGGGAGGAAGCACGGCACCAGACCCCUGAGGGUUGCUGUCAGAUGGCGCCUUCACCAAGCAGCCAGGGGCACAGCAGCGGUGCGGCUGGAGUGCUGGAACAAAACAGUUAUAAGAAGCUGCUUUUGAGACAAUCGUGGAAUGAACAGGCUGGGCAUUUGGUGGUAUUAAAAGGAAUUUGCUGUGAUGACAUGGUGUGGAGAUGAAUUCUGACACUGGUGGGAGAAAUGACUUGGUGUCAAGGAUUUGCCUUAAAGUUCUAAUAAAGGGGGAAAACCUGGUAAAUGUUGGUGAGUUGAAGCUAGGAGGUGUGUUUGAAAGUUUAAGUUCAUUAAUGCACACUGGAUCUUGUUUUAAACAGCCGUGAACCUGCUGACUCUUUGUACCGUGGGCCAGGAGAAAACAGUGCAGACCACAGAAAAUAAGGGGUGACCCUGCCUGGUGGCCUCCUCCCUGCAGAGUGUGUGCACACAUGGAGAAGGAGCCAGAGACCCAGGUGUCUCCUCACAUAGGCACAACCCCAGUGACCCUGGUGAGGACCACUCAGACAGCCUCAGCUCAACUCAGUUGCCUCCCUCCCAAGACCCUACCUCCUAACAAAGCUGUGGGCCUAGAGCCCCAAGGGGCAAAUGUGGGGGGAGGCACAGCUCAGUGUGCAGAAGGGGUUAGAGCCCACCCCUUGGGGUGUGAGCACAUCCCAAGGGGCACGCUGGUAAAAAAGGCUUUGCCCCUUGAGGGCUGCUAGGCAGGCACCCUGGCUGCUCCCUCCUGAGUUGAAGGCCUUGGGAUGGUGAGUAGGUGAAGGUCUGUUCAGGAGUGGAGAGACUUGUCUGUGGGCAGGCAGUGGACGCUGAGACUGACCCUGAUCCGUGGGUUCCGUUGUCCUAUGGGGCCCGCUGGCUGUGUUCAGGUCACUGCCAGGUGCCAAAGUAGUGUGAUGCAGUUGCGAG